UCUCAAAAUGAAUGUUGCUGUUGUGAUAUUGUUCAUCUUGUUGUGCACGAAGUUGCUUAGAAAGCUGCUUGAAAAGGCUUCGAAACACCUUGUGUCUUUGGUUGUGAGAAAGACAUCUGAAACUACAAGAUUGAGAAGAGACGUCGAAGAGCUGAAGAAGAAGCUGGCGGAUGUCAGUGCUCAGGACGAGUUUGCUUAUCAUGCAAGAUUACAACGGAAACUGAACAAAGUAACAGAAGAUUUUAAGACUUCAACCAGCAAUGACCAGACGUUUGCAUGGAAGACCAGGUUGGUUAUGAAGGGAACUAUCAUGGUGUCUAUGUUUUUGACACAUGUAGCUGUAGUGUGGUGGUUUUGGACGGACAUUGUCCUUUCUGUUCCUGCAAAUUUUCUCUAUCCAAUGGAUGGUUUGUUGGCAUAUCCUGUUGGAAAAUCAGGUGACGUUGGUGCUCCUGCUUGGGUCCUGCUCUCCUCCCAUGCAUUGGAAUUUACAUUCUGCCUAUUGAAUCACUCACGCCAGCAACUUUCCACAUCCCAAGUCAAAACAAAGUCAUAGCAGUUAUGCAACUGCAACCCUAAUUAUUGAGUAAUGGAUAUUAAGCCCACCUUGAAUAUGAAGAGUUUAUUUGAUUGUUAUGUGUAAACGAGUAUUUUAGAUGUGCGUACUCUAUCAGAUUCUCAGUGACCUUAGCACUGCCUGCUGCAAAGUGGGUGACAAAAGUGUGUCUAUAUUCAUGUUGUUGUGUGAAACAGAAAUGCAGGUGCGUAGUCACCAAUUUGGAAGUGGUAGAGUUGAAAAUUAAUAUUAACUAUUUAA
This is a messenger RNA of Corticium candelabrum, 817 nucleotides long. Its product is annotated as guided entry of tail-anchored proteins factor 1-like. Gene Ontology annotation, biological process: tail-anchored membrane protein insertion into ER membrane. The coding region runs from base 8 to 556 and encodes 182 amino acids. Gene Ontology annotation, molecular function: protein-membrane adaptor activity. Lineage: Eukaryota; Metazoa; Porifera; Homoscleromorpha; Homosclerophorida; Plakinidae. The record is from RefSeq and is a predicted model, not a curated record. Gene Ontology annotation, cellular component: GET complex. The transcript has 6 exons.